Molecule: messenger RNA, 1125 nt
Organism: Trypanosoma conorhini
Lineage: Eukaryota; Euglenozoa; Kinetoplastea; Trypanosomatida; Trypanosomatidae
Exons: 1
Coding region: 1-1125 (374 amino acids)
Source: RefSeq, a predicted model, not a curated record
AUGGAUGGCGGCGGCGACGAGGCGCUGCGCCAGGAGCUGAACGGCGCCAACCGCCUCGCGGAGUUUCGCCUGAAGAAAGUCAUUGAGCUGAAGGGCGAGGUGCUGCGCCUGCGCCGUCUGCUCCUGAGCGUGCGGGGCGGCAGCGAGGCCCUGCAGCGCCGCGGUUCCACGAAAAGACGCGAUGGCUCCCUCCCCACGGCCACUGCGGCGGCUGCAAUACAGCCGGGAGAAGCGGGAUUCAAGCAGCAGCGGCGGCGGCGGGUGGCGUCUUCGCCGUCGCCGUGCCUUCCCGCCGCCUCCGCGCAAGUGGAGUCGCCCGGGCCGCGUGUGUCGUCCGCGCCGUUGCGCGCGGGGUUUGGGGGUGGCCGAGCCUCCGCCAGCGCCGCCCGGCGGCUGUGGCCCUCCGCGCCGCGGGGCGGGUCCCAGCGGCUGUCGUCGCCGUCGCUGUCCACGCAGCCCACCGCGGCCCGACCAAAGCUGACGACGCGCCCGUUCAUCAAACUUCACACCGGUGUUGAGCUGCGCGGCCCGAAGACGUUCAAGCGUGUGCCGCCGCCAUUGUCGCCGUCGCUUUCUGUGGCGGCGGCGUCCAACGCCACUUCGGCCGCGCUGGACGGAGUUUCUGCCGUCGGACUCACCCCGCCACCGUCCCCGUCGUCGCGCCUGUGCUCCUCCCUCGCCAUUCGCCAAGAGCACGAGGGCGUUCGGGAGGCCCUCGCGAUGCUGCGUGGCAUUGUGCUGCGCGCCGACCGCAGCAUGCUUUCAACCCUCACGACGCUGAGCAACCGCCGCAGCAUUGAGCACGCCCUUCCCACCGCGCUGGCAGAGUUCAAGCAGUGCCUGUUGCGUGUUCACCCGUGCUUGGGUGGCAAGUUGCGUGAGGGCGAGGCGUGGCCCAUUGCCGAGGACGAGAGGGAUGCGUUGGAGGUAGUGGAGGCGCCCGGCAUGGCGGCCGCACUGCGGGACCUUGUCGUCACGUACGACUACACAGCAUGCGUCUACCAGCAGACGCUUCAUCAGGAGGACGGCAGGAUCGCCGUGAGACUCGCAAAGGCGAUCCAUGAGCUCCACGCCAACGUGUACGUGCUGCUCGCGCUGGCGCAGUGCCCCGCCGCGCUCCGUUAA